UUUGAGUCUUUAAGGGAAGGCAAGUCAGAUCAGUCUAUCAGUAUUGAGGUGGAGCCAGAGAACUCAAAAACCUGCAAAAUAUAAGCGCGGCUCAUUUCGAACAACAGAGAUCUAUCUACAUUGUGAACAAUCGUUACAUUUUGGAGACACUUAAUAGAAACGCGUGACCUGCUAACCUUUCAACAUGGAUAACUGUUGCUCCAGUAUCAUCAAAUACCUCCUCUUCAUUGCUAACUUCUUAGUAUUCGUGGUAGGCAUUGUGGUUUUGGCCUUUUCCGUCAUCGCCUACCUCGAUGGCGGGCUACUCAAUGACCUCUUCAGCGACUUGGAUAACAACGAUGUCGUGGUCUCGGUGUUCUCCACUGCUUCCAUCCUUCUCAUGACCAUUAGUGUAAUCGUGAUCCUGGCCAGUUUCUUCGGAUGCUGCGGCGCCAUCAAGGAAAGCAAAUGCCUUCUGACCAUUUAUAUGGUGAUUUUGGUGGUGGCGGUGGGAGCAGUUAUUGCCGGAGCUGUCCUUGGAUACGACCAAGACGCCAACAUCAUUGAAAAUGGUCUGACCGAAUCCCUGACCAAAUACCAGCCUGAUGGUGAAAGCAAUACCGAAACAUCUUGGGAUUCGAUGCAGAAAACCUACGAAUGCUGCGGAGUGAGUAACUACACGAACUGGGUGGACCCGGGCAACUUUCCUGUUAACGACUUCAAAGUCCCGGCCAGUUGUUGUCAGGAUCGAGGCUUUGAAAAUGUGGAUGAUUGUCGGAGGAACCCUGGUAGUCAGGAAUGGGCGGACAAGCUGACUGGUUGCUACGGCAAACUUGAGACCCUGAUCAGUAACAACCAAGAAUUCAUCUUGUGGGGAUGCAUUGGUAUUCUCGUUGUCAUGAUUUUGAACUUGGCGGCUGCCUUUGUCACGUGUUGCAAUGUCUAAAUACCCAUUUUGAUGGAAGAAAUAAUCAUACUUAUCUGAAAUAAAUGAACUCGUACUCAAUCA
Molecule: messenger RNA, 988 nt
Organism: Tigriopus californicus
Lineage: Eukaryota; Metazoa; Arthropoda; Copepoda; Harpacticoida; Harpacticidae
Product: tetraspanin-9-like
Exons: 6
Coding region: 185-925 (246 amino acids)
Cellular component (GO): membrane
Source: RefSeq, a predicted model, not a curated record